AUGGCCUCCUUCUUCCGUGAGGUAGGCCGAAUAACCGGCCAAUUGCACGUUGCUACCAUACCAAUUUCCAACGGUGCUAUCAGACAGCAGCCGGUGCAUCAGUUUUACCAAUCUGAUAAUGAACAGGAUGGCGAUAAUGCCGUCCAGUGGCUGUUCGGUCGCGACGAUGAGGGAGAGGCUUUGGACCAUGAAGAACAAAACAAUGGAAUCUACAUGAGGAACUGCCCAUGGUGCAUACGGAGGCUGCAAGGUGGUCAGAACGGCCUGUGCCUAGGUUGCGAGAUCUUGGUAUUUGGGGGAAUGGUUCUGUUUAUGUUCUCAUUCUUCUUACCCACCUUCCUCUUGCUUGUAUUUCUCUGA
Molecule: messenger RNA, 360 nt
Organism: Aspergillus lentulus
Lineage: Eukaryota; Fungi; Ascomycota; Eurotiomycetes; Eurotiales; Aspergillaceae
Source: RefSeq, a predicted model, not a curated record